AUGAUGGUGGGGGGCGGCGCCGGCUGCGCCCCUGCGGAGCGGAGCGCGGGGAGGGCGCGGGGCCGCGUGCCAAUGGCUGCUCUGCCCCCUCCUCUACCCCCACCCCGCCGCCCGCUCUCCUCCUCCCCGCCGCUCACUCCGCGUCUCCGGCGCCCAGGCGGAGGUUCCGCGAGGAGGCGGCGGCGGCGGAGGCUCCGCGGUAGCGCUGCCCUCCGCCCGGCCCCGGCCCAGCGCUGGCACCCGCGGCUCUCCGGCAGCGCGGAGCGGGGGAUGCUGGAAUGCCCGGACGGUGGGGCCAAGGCGGCCCCCGUCCAGCAGCAUAAGAUCUCCUUCUCCAUCCUAGACAUCCUGGAUCCUCAGAAAUUCACCCGGAGAAGCGAAACGGCCGCGGGGAGCGGGGGCAGCGCCUGCCGCUCGGGAGAGCAGGAAAAAAGUUUGGCGAGAGUUGAAGUAGGAAAAGGCGCUGCUCAGCACGAGAGCGAGAGGAAUAAACUAGAGGCGGAUGAUGCGCGCACCCCGGCGGAGAGCUGCGCGGAGGCAGCGGUCGAGGAGGGGCAGCCAGCGGCCGGCGCCGGCUCCUCUUCGUGCUCCGCAGCCCCGGGGCAGGAGGAGCCGGGCUCGCCGCGAGGCGGCCGGCGGCGUCGGGCCGAGGCGAGCUGCGCCAAACCGCGGCGAGCGCGGACGGCUUUCACCUACGAGCAGCUGGUGGCUUUGGAGAACAAAUUCCGCGCCACCCGGUACCUGUCGGUGUGCGAACGCCUCAACCUGGCGCUCUCCCUCAGCCUCACCGAGACGCAGGUGAAAAUCUGGUUCCAGAACCGCCGCACCAAGUGGAAGAAGCAGCAUCCCGGAGCCGACGGAGCGGCCGCCUCCGCUCCCCCCGCCGCCGCCCGCUGUUCCCCCAGCCCGCCGCGCCCCGCAGCGCUGCCCGGGCAGACUUUCCCCCCGUACGCCGCCGCCAGCGCUCUCUUCCCGGCCGCCUCUCCCUUCCCACUGGGCGGCCCCGGCGGCGGACCCUUCGCUCCCUUCUUGGGGCCCGCGUACCUCGGGCCCUUCUACGCCCCGCAUCUCUGAGAGCCCGCCCCGGGUCUGUCCCAG
Phasianus colchicus (ring-necked pheasant) is the source of this 1098-nucleotide messenger RNA. It is a transcript of the gene NKX1-2, whose product is annotated as NK1 homeobox 2. The record is from RefSeq and is a predicted model, not a curated record. Gene Ontology annotation, molecular function: RNA polymerase II cis-regulatory region sequence-specific DNA binding; DNA-binding transcription factor activity, RNA polymerase II-specific. NCBI's taxonomy places the organism in Eukaryota, Metazoa, Chordata, Aves, Galliformes, Phasianidae. Gene Ontology annotation, biological process: cell differentiation; regulation of transcription by RNA polymerase II. Gene Ontology annotation, cellular component: nucleus.